CUCGCGCUUUCUUGUUUGCGCUCCGUACCGCUAGCAAAACAAGACGAUCUACUUCAACUCAAGGGCCUACGAACAUUUCUUGAAUUCCAAAGUGAUCUGGAAUAUCUCGCGGAUCCCACUAUUGGCCGUAUCUAUCCUGGUGUUGACCUCCUAGCUGGUUUGGAUAAGCUCACUUCGAUGCUUCAGGACGACAUCUACGACAAUGAGUACGACUUUCAGUUGGAUAUCUUCAAGCUCUUCUCGUCUGCUUACGAUGGCCAUCUAUCGUAUACUCCUGAUAUCGUAGACGUUUUUGCUUUUGCCAGGUUGCAAAAUGAGAAGCUGAACGAUGAGGGAAUACCUGCCUACUUCUCUCUAAUCUCAAAUGAAACUCCAGAUAUCUAUGCAUACAGCGAUGAAGCUGCGCUGACCAAAUCCGGAAACGCAGACUACAGUCCUUCACCAAUUACCAAGAUUAACGGCGAGGAUGUUCUGGCUUGGGUCAACAGCUAUGCAUCCCAGAAUGGCCGAUCUCAAGACCCUGAUGCAAAUUACAAUGGAGUUUUCUUGAACAUCCCUGCAUUGGCGUACCAAGAUAUCGAGACGAACUACUUUGCUAUCUCAAGAUUCUAUCAAGGUGACAAUACCGUGCUCACCUUUGCUAACGGAUCUACGCUUGAUGUGAUGACGAGAGCACAGUUGCUGUCUGGCAAGACAUUGGAAGGUGUCACUGAUGGUGCGAGCUUCUUUGACAGAUUCUGUAACAACAAUCUCACCGCGUCGAUUCUGGCACAGGCAAAUUCGAGUACAACACCUUCACAGACUGCCUCAAACGACACUUUGGUACCCUUUGAACCUGUCUCUACCGAUGGUGUUGCACCUCCCCAUCCAGCGUACCCAAGUCCAGUUGUUAUUGCGUCUGACAACAGUGUUGCUGGCUAUCUCUCCGAUACAUACCCGGAGCUUGCCGUCCUUUCUGUGCCUAGCUUCUCUGCUGUCGACGAAGUCGAGUUUGAGAACGUUGUGCGUCAGUUUUUGGCGACCGCGGAUGAUGAAGAACGAACAAAACUCGUCAUUGAUCUUCGCGGCAAUGGUGGCGGUGAUAUUUUCUUGGCCUACGAUCUCUUCCGCCAGCUCUUUCCCACCGAGACUCCCUACGGUGCAGGCAAUUACCGUGCUAGUGAGCUCCACAAUGCCACGGGACGUAUUGCAAGCAAGAAUAUCGACCAGCUUCAUGCAGCUUAUCCCGAGUUGGUCAAAGCAGGUGUUGAUGGAGUUGUUCUCAACAGUUUCAACUACCGUGAGCCUUUGACUGUGGAUAACGAGCAGUUUACUUCUUGGGAAGACUUCUUCGGACCACACGAAAAUGACAGAGGCAACUUUACUUCGCUUAACCGCUUCAAUCUCACAGAUAUCUCUGCCACGACAGUGCCUAUUACUGGAUAUGCAGAUGAUAACAUAACACAGCCCAGAACCUUCUCAUCUCAAGACAUAGUGCUGCUGCACGACGGAACUUGUGCGUCCACUUGCGCAAUCUUCAGCGAAUUCAUGACAUCUCAAAUGGAGACAUGGAGCGUCGUAGUCGGUGGUCGUCCACAAACCGGACCGAUGCAGGGGGUCGGCGGUGUCAAGGGCUCUCAAGUACAAGGCAUGUUCAUUCUAUCCACCAUUAUCAGCGCCGUCAUCAGCGCCGCACCUUUGGGCGACCAACUCUCCUUCCUCGGCGAGUUCGGCACCGACUUGAUAUCCGCCACGCAACAGGCACUAAAUCGUGCUUCUCCUGGUGGUACUCUGCUCGUACAAGCCAGUGUCAACUUCCGCAACAACAUUAGAAAGGGAGAUGAGAGGGAGACGCCCUUGCAACAUAUCUAUGAAGCAGCAGAUUGUAGGUUCUUCUACACACCUGAGAUGUAUGUCGAUCAAGCGGCUGUGUGGAAUCAAGCCUACGACUCUACUUGGGGAAGCAUGGUAUGUGUUGAGGGA
This is a messenger RNA of Aureobasidium melanogenum CBS 110374, 1962 nucleotides long. RefSeq lists its product as uncharacterized. NCBI's taxonomy places the organism in Eukaryota, Fungi, Ascomycota, Dothideomycetes, Dothideales, Saccotheciaceae. Gene Ontology annotation, biological process: proteolysis. The annotation marks the transcript as partial. Gene Ontology annotation, molecular function: serine-type peptidase activity. The transcript has 2 exons. The record is from RefSeq and is a predicted model, not a curated record.